AGUGAUCCCACCUGAUCCAGAUCCAGCUCCCAGCAUGUCCUUCAGCAGCAGAUCCUACGGCCAGAGGACCAUGAGUGUCCACGGAGGAGCAGGCGGCCGUGGCACCCGCAUCUCCUCAUCCCAGCAGCAGAACUUCGGACCCUCCUCCUACUCCGCCGGAGGCUUCAACCUGGCCGAUGGCUUGGACCUACAUGUCGGGGCCAACGAGAAGGCCACCAUGCAGAACCUGAACGACCGUCUGUCCUCCUACCUGGAGAAGGUGCGCACCCUGGAGAAGGAGAACGACACGCUGGAGAGGCAGAUCAGAGAGUGGUACGAGAAGAGAGCGGUCAUCUCCCACGACUACAGCAAAUACUUCGCCACCAUCGAAGACCUGAAAGACAAAAUUCGUUUAGCCUCUCGGGUUAAUUCAAAGACAAUGCUGGACAUCGACAAUGCAAAACUGGCUGCUGACGAUUUCAAAAUGAAGUAUGAGAACGAGCUGGCCAUGAGGAUGGCCGCGGAGGCGGACAUCAGUGGACUGAAGAGGGUGCUGGAUGAGAUGAACAUGGUCAGAAUGGACCUGGAGAAUCAGUGCGAGAGCCUGAAGGAAGAGCUCAUCAUGCUCAAGAGGAACCACGAAGAGGAGCUGAUUCUGCUGAGGAGCCAGAUGGGCGGACAGGUCAAUGUGUCCGUGGAUGCUCGUCCCGGGACCGACCUGAACAGCGUUAUGUCAGAGAUCAGGGAACACUAUGAGAGCGUGAUCGCAAAGAAUAGCAAGGAGCUUGAGGCGUGGUACCAGAACAAGAUGGCAGCAGUGGAGCUGGACGUGAUGACAAACACAGAGACUAUAAUGACGUCCCACACGGAGAUCAAGGAGCUGAAUAGCACCCUCCAGAGGCUUCAGAUUGAACUGCAGUCCCAUUUGAGCAUGAAAGCAUCGCUAGAAGGCUCCCUGGCAGAGACCCAUGCGCGUUAUUCUGCACAGCUAAGUGGCCUCCAGAACAUGGUCACAAGCCUGGAGGCUCAGCUGUCCCAGCUGCACGCCAGCAUCACCCAGAACAAGCAGGAGUACGACAUGCUGCUCGACCUCAAGACCCGGCUGCAGAUGGAGAUCACAGAGUACAGGAGGUUGUUGGAUGGAGAGGAUGACAGCUCAAGACAAGUUGUCACAAAAACCAUCAUAGUGGUGGAAACAGUUGUGGAUGGAAAGGUGGUCCAGACCAGCAGGACCGUUGAUGUGAAUGUGGAUGAGAUCGAGUGAUAAACUGGAAGAAUUAUCAAAAAGUUCAAUAAAGAUCAUAAAGUAGAAUUAAAUGUU
This is a messenger RNA of Pseudoliparis swirei, 1300 nucleotides long. It is a transcript of the gene krt98, whose product is annotated as keratin 98. The transcript has 8 exons. NCBI's taxonomy places the organism in Eukaryota, Metazoa, Chordata, Actinopteri, Perciformes, Liparidae. Gene Ontology annotation, molecular function: structural molecule activity. The record is from RefSeq and is a predicted model, not a curated record. The coding region runs from base 35 to 1243 and encodes 402 amino acids.